This is a messenger RNA of Gongylonema pulchrum, 477 nucleotides long. Lineage: Eukaryota; Metazoa; Nematoda; Chromadorea; Rhabditida; Gongylonematidae. The record is from the annotation of a GenBank genome assembly.
AUGAGCAUCUCAAGAAAGCACCAUCGUCGCCAGCUGAUUGAAAUCUGCAUAAACAUUUUAUACUGUUAUAGCGAGCUCCCGGAUCUACCAAAAAUAACAACGAGCGGUCAGUAUUUUGAAUUUGAACAGAUUGUUAACGGGGCCGAUGGAAAUUUCGAUGGGAAUUCGGACAGUGACAGUGAGGGUUUCGGUGAACAUGAGGAUGAUUCGUUUAGCUUCAACAUGUGUCGUGUGCGACGCCUUCGACGCAUGUCAAAUAGUCCGCCAAAAAUUUACUCACGUGUGAUGCGUGAUAAUGGGCAAGCCGUUCAACAUACUCUAGCAAGUUUCACACUGCAUCAUCAAAGGGAUGAGGAGAUUCGUAAGGUGGAAGAGGAGGGACUGGAUCCCGAGGACAUAUUUUGUACGGUAAGUGAAGAUGAUGCAGGAACACCACCUCUUGCUCAGGAAGAUGAUUUCGAUGAUAUCGAUGUGUGA